Molecule: messenger RNA, 1207 nt
Organism: Oenanthe melanoleuca
Lineage: Eukaryota; Metazoa; Chordata; Aves; Passeriformes; Muscicapidae
Gene: DENR
Product: density regulated re-initiation and release factor
Exons: 8
Coding region: 348-950 (200 amino acids)
Biological process (GO): translation reinitiation; formation of translation preinitiation complex
Molecular function (GO): mRNA binding; translation initiation factor activity
Source: RefSeq, a predicted model, not a curated record
UCAGCGCGGUACGGCGAGCCGGCGCGGUCAAACCGUGCACGCCCCUCUCGCGAGACGGCGGCGCUGGGGCGGGCGCACGUGCGCGCGCGGUGAGGGACCGGGACCCGCCGCGGCCCGAGGGGCCUCCGGUAACACCGACACCGCCCCCGGGUCCCCCCGCCCCGCUUCGCUCCGCUCAGCCCCCUCCUGGCGGCUCCACGCCCGUCCGCUCCCUCUCCUCCGGAGCCGCUGCCGCCCCUCGCAGCGAUCCCCCCGGUGCUUGUACCGAGCAUCCUCCCGGCGCCCUCCUUGCCGUCAGCCCCGGCACCGCCCCGCCCUGCGAGCCCGCCCCUCCUCAGGGCUGUGACAUGGCCACAGAGGUGGCUGAGCCGGUGGUCCCUGACUGCAGAGGGGACGGCAGGAGCGGUGCCCGGUCCGACGCCGAUUACCCCCUGCGGGUCCUGUACUGCGGAGUCUGUUCGUUGCCAACAGAGUACUGUGAAUACAUGCCUGAUGUGACUAAAUGCAGACAAUGGUUAGAAAAGAAUUUUCCAGAUGAGUUUGCAAAACUUACAGUAGAAAAUUCACCUAAACAGGAAGCUGGGGUUGGAGAAGGCCAAGGAAAUGUGGGAGGAGGAGAAGAAGAGGAGAAGAAGAAGCAAAAGAGAGGUGGGAGAGGUCAGAUAAAACAGAAGAAGAAGACUGUACCACAGAAAGUUACGAUAGCUAAAAUUCCCAGAGCAAAGAAAAAAUAUGUCACGAGAGUGUGUGGCCUCGCCACGUUUGAAAUCGAUCUUAAGGAAGCACAAAGGUUUUUUGCUCAGAAAUUUUCCUGCGGUGCCUCAGUAACAGGAGAAGAUGAAAUCAUCAUUCAGGGGGACUUUACAGAUGACAUCAUUGAUGUAAUCCAGGAGAAGUGGCCUGAGGUGGAUGAUGACAGCAUUGAAGAUCUUGGAGAAGUCAAGAAAUGAUAGUGGAAGAUUACUUUUAUUUAAUUAUAUGGUUAUAAAUGAUAUAGCAAAAGUGAGGCUUCUAAAUCCAUUUGCUCUGCAGUGAAACUGUGGAGAACCCUUAUCCUUGGCAUUCUCACUGUUCUGUAUAGGCUGCUUGUUUUUUGUUUUUUUUAUUUGUUUCGGGGUUUUUUUUGUGAUAUUUGCCAAAGUUAAACUGGGGUUCUACCAUGCUUACGCAUGAAGUAGAUUAAAUAAAAGAACUGUUCCUCAUUGAA